AUGUAUGCAAAAAGAGACUCAUGGGCUGAAUCAUGUCUUAGAGGAAAGUUUUUCGAUGGUAUGUGCACCACUCAACGCAUGGAGCCCAUGAACAAGUGUGUGAAGGAUUACUUGAGGAAAGAUGUGAAGUUGUUUGAAUGUAUUCUUGAAAUUGAUAGGGCUAUGUUACGUCUUAGGAAUACCAUGGCGAAGGAUGGUUUCAACGCAAAGAACUUAGCACCAGUUCUUAAAACCGCAUUGACAAAACUCGAGCAACAAGCUUCUCAAAUAUACACGCAUAGGGAUCCCGUGUUGCCACCUGUUUAUGUAAUGAAGUGCGAGCACCUUACGGAAAUUCCUCCAGCACUCAUAAUGAAGAGAUGGACAGAGAGUGCCCAAAGUGAUACAUGUAGGGAAUGUUUCGGCCAAGGCGAAGACACUACCAACAAAGUUGUAGAAAUGGUGAGGUAUGGAAGUUUAAGUGCUAUGUCAAACAAAGUAUGUUUUUAUGCAUCGAAGAGUGCAUAUGGUUAUGCCAUGUUGACGAAUGAGUUUAGCAGAUGGGAGGGAAUUGUGAAGGCUUACGGCAAAAGGAAGAAGAGACAAGUCUGA
Messenger RNA from Prunus armeniaca (apricot), 591 nucleotides. The record is from the annotation of a GenBank genome assembly. Lineage: Eukaryota; Viridiplantae; Streptophyta; Magnoliopsida; Rosales; Rosaceae.